This is a messenger RNA of Corticium candelabrum, 705 nucleotides long. RefSeq names its product mitochondrial thiamine pyrophosphate carrier-like. The transcript is spliced from 7 exons. Bases 17 to 580 code for a protein of 187 amino acids. Gene Ontology annotation, molecular function: thiamine transmembrane transporter activity. The record is from RefSeq and is a predicted model, not a curated record. Gene Ontology annotation, cellular component: mitochondrial inner membrane. Gene Ontology annotation, biological process: thiamine pyrophosphate transmembrane transport. Lineage: Eukaryota; Metazoa; Porifera; Homoscleromorpha; Homosclerophorida; Plakinidae.
AGUUUUAGCUGUGUCAAUGGUCGGCUACAGAGGUGAUAGCAAGCUUUCUAGUAGAGAUUACGCUUUAGCUGGAGCUCUUGCUGGAGCUGUGACGAGAGCCACAGUUUCUCCUCUUGACGUUCUCAAAAUACGAUUUCAACUUCAAGUAGAGAAUUUUAGACACAACCGUGCUUUUCAGGAGCGUACUCCGAAGUAUAGAGGACUACUUCAAGCUGUUCAAGUAAUCUUACAAGAGGAGGGUGUACGAGCUUUUUGGAAAGGACACAUUCCUGGUCAGCUGCUGUCAAUAGUAUAUGGUAUGGUUCAGUUUACUACAUUUGAAUAUUUGACUUGGAGUUUAUCAUUGAAAGCAGCAGAGUGGAAAAGACCAGGUGUACAUUUUGUUAGUGGAGGAGUGUCUGGAUGUGUGGCUACAUUUUGUGUCCAGCCAUUUGAUCUACUACGGACACGGCUUGUAUCACAGGGUGAACCAAAAAUCUAUCAAAACUUAGCCCAUGCAACAUUGACAAUCUUUCAAAGAGAGGGUGGAAAGGCAUUUUAUAAAGUGAUGAGAAACUCCAAAGAUGGGAAUCACAGAUAAAGCAAUUAAUGGCUUGAAUUUAAUCUGCUUCUGUAUGCCUACACCUCAGACAUUGUGCAUUCUGUAAAGUAGUAUUUAUUGUGUUUUGGUUAUCCUUGAUUUCAAUUGUAUGCUGUAGGGUUUUG